Molecule: messenger RNA, 984 nt
Organism: Micromonas commoda
Lineage: Eukaryota; Viridiplantae; Chlorophyta; Mamiellophyceae; Mamiellales; Mamiellaceae
Exons: 2
Coding region: 1-984 (327 amino acids)
Cellular component (GO): chloroplast inner membrane
Source: RefSeq, a predicted model, not a curated record
AUGACGACGAUCUCGGUCCCGGGAACGACGGUGCAAUGCCGCCGCCCGACCCCGGCGGUGCGGUCCGCGGGAAGAGAGCGCGUCGACCCGGCCGUUCCCGAGCGGCGGGUGGGCACUCGGAGCAGCGGAGCGCCCCGGGCUGCGGUUUUGCCUCGUCGUCGUCGAACGAGCCGAUCGCUCACGGGGGCCCGAGCGCUUCCGCCGUUCGUGGAGGAGAUCCCCGCGUUCCUGGUCAAUCCCAGCCCGGGUUUGGUGCCCGCGGCGGCGGCGAACACUGUCGUUUUCACCGGGGGGAUCAAGGUGCUGCUGAAGGGACUGACGUGGCCGGGCGUCAUCAACUCGUGGUUCCUCGGCACGACGGUGAUGGCGGCGUUCGGAGUGCGCGGGUACGCGCUCGUGUGCCUCUACUUUGUCUUUGGCAGCGCGGUGACCAAGAUCAAGCUGGAGCAGAAACAGGCCGAGGGCAUCGCCGAGGCCAGGGGCGGUCGCAGAGGCGUCGGCAGCGUCUGGGGCAGCGGCAUCGCGGGGAUCGCGUGCGCGUGCCUCGCCCUCGCCGGCGUCGGCCCCGGCGAAAACCUGUGGAGGCUCGGCUUCGUCGCCAGCUUCUGCAGCAAGUUGAGCGAUACCACCGCGAGCGAGGUGGGCAAGGCGUACGGAAAGACCACGUACAUGUCGACGCCCCCUUUCCGCAGCGUGCCCCGGGGGACGGAGGGCGCGGUGUCGCUGGAGGGGACGGUCGCGGGGAUCGGCGCGAGCCUGGGGUUCGCGGGCGUGGCGGCGGCGGCGGGCCAGGUGGAUCUGACCGGAGCGUUGAUCGCGACGUUAGCCGCGUUCGUCGCGACCACGGCGGAGUCGUGGCUCGGCGCGACGACGCAGGGCGAGGCCGGGUUCGAGUGGCUGACGAACGACGUCGUCAACGCGGUUCAGAUCACGCUCGCGGCGGCGGUGGCGGUGGCGCUGGGCGCGGCGGUGGGGUGCGGGUGA